GAGUUUGAGGCCAGCCUGGUCUACAAAGAUCCAGUACAGCCAGGGCUAUGCAGAGAAAUCCUCUCUCAAAAAAAAGAUUUGAGAAAACAUCUAAUAUCUCACACCCUCUCAGGUAGUUAUGUCUAGAUCAUGAAUUAUUCUUUGUCCAACUUAAUCCAUGCUUUGCAUACUCCAUAUCCAACCAUUACUUCUUAUCCAUCUUGAAUAUCAGGUUGACUGUCAAGGUGUCACAGACUGUGUUAAAAUACCUUUAUGUCCAAACAACCUAGAUCUGUAUCAUCCCACUCUUGAUCCCAUUGUGUAGGCAUUGUGUCAUCACUAGAAGACUAAGCUCAGUAAGAUUUUGUGAAAGUACAUUCACAUAACUUUCAUUAGUGUUAGAUAAUGUGUACCUAGUAUAUAAAUUAAACUUCAUUUUAGGUACUUACUGUAUAAGAGUACAUGAUGUCUACACAGUGUUCAGAACUAUCAGUUUCUGCCAUUCUUAGGGGGUGAUCUUAGAAGAAAUCCCCAUAAAGAGAUGCAUCAUGUUUGUUCCUUGUACAAAAACUUAAUGACAUUGUUAUUCAUAGUCAAAUCUGGAUGGAGAGAAGAUCAACUAAUACAAGGAUAAAGUGGAAUACUGCUUAGUAGUAAAAGGCAAUGGACCAUUUGUAGAUGUAGUAACAGAUGGGACUCAAAUAUGCCGUGCUGAUUGAAAGAAAUUAGGCACAGAAAUGUUCAUACUUUCCAAUCUUUUCCUUGAGACAGGAUUUCUGUGUAACCUAAGAUGACCUUGUAUUUCGGUCUCCUGUCUCAGUCUCUGGAGUGUUGGGCUUACAGACAGAACAUUCUUCACAAUCCAGAAGAAAAAGAAGACUCGUUCGGGAUGUUUGACGGCUAUGAUAGCUGCAGUGAGGACACAAGUAGCAGCUCCAGCUCCGAGGAGAGUGAAGAAGAAGUUGCUCCUUUACCUUCCAGUCUCCCAAUUAUCAAAAAUAAUGGACAAGUCUACACAUACCCAGAUGGUAAAUCUGGCAUGGCUACCUGUGAGAUGUGUGGGAUGGUCGGUGUACGAGACGCUUUUUACUCUAAAACAAAACGUUUCUGCAGUGUUUCCUGUUCACGAAGUUACUCGUCAAACUCUAAGAAGGCAAGCAUUCUGGCCAGACUUCAGGUAACGGGUAAGCCUCCAACAAAGAAAGCAAAAGUCCUUCAGAAACAACCUUUAGUUGCUAAAUUAGCUGCCUAUGCUCAAUAUCAAGCUACCUUGCAAAAUCAAGCAAAGACAAAAGCAGGUAAUUCUGCAAUCUCCGUGGAAGGCUUCAGCUGGGGUAACUACAUCAACAGCAAUAGCUUCAUAGCAGCUCCAGUCACCUGUUUCAAACAUGCACCUAUGGGGACCUGCUGGGGUGAUAUCUCAGAAAAUGUAAGAAUAGAAGUUCCCAAUACAGACUGCAGUCUACCUACCAAAGUCUUCUGGAUUGCUGGAAUUAUAAAAUUAGCAGGUUACAAUGCCCUUUUGAGAUAUGAAGGAUUUGAAAAUGAUUCUUCUCUGGACUUCUGGUGCAAUAUAUGUGGGUCUGAUAUUCAUCCAGUUGGUUGGUGUGCAGCCAGUGGAAAACCUCUCGUUCCUCCUAGAACUGUUCAACACAAAUACACAAACUGGAAAGCUUUUCUAGUAAAAAGACUUACUGGUGCCAAAACGCUUCCUCCUGAUUUCUCACAAAAGGUUUCAGAGAGUAUGCAGUAUCCUUUCAAACCUUGCAUGAGAGUAGAAGUAGUUGACAAGAGGCAUUUAUGUCGAACGAGAGUAGCAGUGGUGGAAAGUGUAAUUGGAGGAAGAUUAAGGUUAGUGUAUGAAGAGAGUGAAGACAGAACAGACGACUUCUGGUGCCACAUGCAUAGCCCCUUAAUCCACCAUAUCGGGUGGUCUCGAAGCAUAGGCCAUCGAUUCAAAAGAUCUGAUAUUACAAAGAAACAGGAUGGACAUUUUGAUACACCACCACACUUAUUUGCUAAGGUAAAAGAAGUAGACCAGAGUGGAGAAUGGUUCAAAGAAGGAAUGAAAUUGGAGGCUAUAGACCCAUUAAAUCUUUCUACAAUAUGUGUUGCAACCAUUAGGAAGGUGCUGGCUGAUGGGUUCCUGAUGAUUGGGAUCGAUGGCUCAGAAGCUGCAGAUGGAUCUGACUGGUUCUGUUAUCAUGCAACCUCUCCUUCUAUUUUCCCUGUGGGUUUCUGUGAAAUUAACAUGAUAGAACUGACUCCACCCAGAGGUUACACAAAACUUCCUUUUAAAUGGUUUGACUACCUCAGGGAAACGGGCUCCAUCGCAGCACCAGUAAAACUAUUUAAUAAGGAUGUUCCAAAUCACGGAUUUCGUGUAGGAAUGAAAUUAGAAGCUGUAGAUCUCAUGGAGCCACGUUUAAUAUGUGUAGCCACAGUUACUCGAAUUAUUCAUCGCCUCUUGAGGAUACAUUUUGAUGGAUGGGAAGAAGAGUAUGAUCAGUGGGUAGACUGUGAGUCCCCUGACCUCUAUCCUGUAGGGUGGUGUCAAUUAACUGGAUAUCAACUACAGCCUCCAGCAUCACAGUCGUCAAGAGAAAGCCAGUCAGCUUCUUCUAAACAGAAGAAAAAGGCUAAGUCCCAGCAAUACAAAGGACAUAAGAAAAAGAGGAAGAUGCCAGUUGGGAAGAAGCCUGUCAGUUUGUCGAGCCUGCCCAUGACAGGCGGGGUGCGGAGGAGCUUCUCUGGGGACGAAGAGUUGACUCCUCCUCCAUAUCGAACCCUGCCAGCACAGACAGCCCUGGAGGCCUUCCCACCUCCCAGCACUAGCCGAGAGUUCAGGCCCAGCCUCAAAACAGGUAACUAGUCACGGCAGCACCACAGGUACUACAGAGGGUCAGGUGCUGGGCAGGGUGGUGGGAGACAAAGCAUGGUCUGGCGCAACAAAUGCUGACUCAUUGGGGUUUUUGUUUUUUUGUUUUGUUUUUUUUUCUUCUUUUUUACUAAAAUACCCAUUUUCACUGGUUCUUGGUAGUCAUUUCACUAAGAUGAGUUAUCAGGAAAGGAGUUUUUGUUGUCUUUAUGGAGCAUCUGUGAAAGCUGUCACUUUAGCUUUUGGAAUUUUGAGGUACCCUCUAUACUUCAUGUUUUAAGUAAAAUUGCUAACAUAUUACAUUGUAGACUUCCAUGUGACUUGAGGGAGAGAAAGAUCCUGAAGAACUCAUCUAAUUAGUCAGACCUAAAAGUGAGACAUUUUUCAUAGCAUUCCCAUAAUGGUUUGUUCUUGAAAAUUGUGUGUGUUGAGUUCAAGGAAUUUUGGUUUUGGUAGUAAAUCUUAUCUGAGUAUCAUCACAGACUUGAAACACAUUACCUAUAUAUCAUAGUGUUGAAUUAGAUUGAAAUUUUUUUCCAUAAUUCCAUGUUGCAGUGUGCACAGUGAUUAAGUAAAUGACAUUUCUUGGUGUUUGGUUAGUUAGGUCAAGAUCGUAGAGUCAGGGAAGACUGCUCAAGGUUUUGCCUUGUAAUUGCGAAGACCAAAACUUCCUCUAGACAGGAGUCCUGAUCUUGGAGCUUCAAAGCCAGAGUGCAUGUUUGAUUAGUGUGUAUCCUUCCACAGCUUAAGGAUUGCUUUCCAGCUGACUUGCUCUAGCCGAUCAGCUUUUCCUAAAUGUUUGAAAGCUUUUCCUUCUAUAGUUUGAAAACCUGCAUGGAAUUUAGAACUUUGUUCCCAUCUUUUUCUCUUUGCCAGGAUGUCUGUACCUGACAUUAUCAGCCGUUUUUUUUUCACUUCCGUUGAAGAUGUUCUCCUUAGCGUCACAGCUCUGACAGUGUGUGUGGCCAUCUUGAGCUUUCCACCAGUCAGUUUUUCUGACAAUCACUAUGGUAGCCUUACAUCAACGGAAGUUUCUAUGCUUCAUUUUAUAUGAAGAGCAGAUUAGGGUUACAAAUCCCAGAUUUUGUCUGCUGUGGCCAGGCAUGGUGGUAAGACCUGUAAACCCAGCAGGAAGAUCAGGAAUUCCAGGCAGCCUCCUGAGAGACCCUGUCUCAUCAACACCAACAGUGUUAGCUACUCUGCUAAGCACCCACCUCUAAGGACUGAGAGUAUUCCAGUUCGUUUUUAACUUUUCUCUUUUCACACGUGCUAUUUAUGAAAUAGUUGAUACAAAAUAUGAAUAUUCUUACAUUUUAAAAUUUGUAUUAGCUCUUCAGAGCACUUUAUUUAAACAGACUAAUUUUGGAAGUAUGUGUCAUGUUUUGAUAGAGGUUCCUAUUUACAAGCUAAACUUGACUUGUGAGAUGCUACAAGGAAAAACCUCGUGGCUUUGACUUCCUCCUUUUUUUAGUGCCUGUCCUCUGAGCUCUGGGGUGUGUCCUAGGGGCUGUGGUAUGAUCUGCUCAGGGAAAUGCUGUGGAAACUACUGCCUUCAUGUCUGAAAGUCAUGGUUGGAUUAGCUGUUUGGAGAAUGUAUUAUUAUUGGCUUUGUACCUAUGAGAUGUGACUUCCAUUUGUUUCUCUUGUGAAUGUUCGUGAUUAGUGUCACUAAAGUGAAUCCCUUUUGAAAGCCGAGUUUAGAAAUGGCAUUGGUGUAGAAUGUGACACUGAGCCACUUGACCUAGUGCAUUCAUUGUCACUAGUUGAGAAUAAAGGCCAGGAAGAAAGGAUGAUACCAGACAGACUUUUAUAGUUUCCAUGAAAAGUGAAAGUUUGCAUUAAAACAUUCCAUAUCUGAGUGAAUGUUCCACCUUUAUCUUGAAUGAUUUUGAAGUACAUCAUUUCCAUAUUUUAACAUGAUUCUAUCCCAGAUACUUGUUUUGAGUACAAAUGCAUACAGCUUUAGGAUGUGCUUUAAGACCUCAGCUUAUCUGUCUUACAUAAAAAUACAUCCAUUUGAGUGAGACAUCUUUGAUCUUGAAGCAUGGUAAUUCCCAUUCAUUUAGCCAUCUAAUCAUCGUAUAACAAGAUAACGUUCAACCUUUUAUUGUAGGUACUGCACCUUUAAUGAAAUGUGGGCUUUGUUUCCAUGUUUAUCUUUGGGAUAGUACUGAAAUGUCUCUAAUACUUGCUGCAUGUUGGUUAGAUCUGAAAGACAGCUGUUGCAUAUUUGCUGCUGUUCAUUAGAACACAUUUAUAUUAAGCAAAGAAGGAACUAUACAGUUGUACAUGCUUUGCCUUUCAUCAGUGUGUUGUUUCUUCUGUUCUUACUAUACACAGUAUAUUCACUUUUUUGUCUUUGGACUAUUAAGUUUUUUACCAUCGAUACCAAAAUAGGAACCAAAGUAAGUUGAAUUGUCAUCUCUCAAAACAUUAUUCCUUAAAAUUAGUAAAUAAGAUGUCAGAAGUGCUAGCUAUGAUGGUGUGUGCCUUUAUUCUGAACAUUCAGGAUCUUUGUGAGUUCAAGGCUAGUCUAAUCCAUCUAUAUAUCAAGUUCCAGGCCAGCUAAAAAGAUGUCCUAGGGCUGGGUUUUGUAUUUAUUUGUUGGUCUUGUUAUAUAGUAUAUAGUCUUUGCUGGCCUCAAACUCAUGAUCUGCUUUCUUCAGCCUCUAGACUGCUGGGACUAUUGGUGUGAGCCAACACACCUGGACUGGGAGAGGGGUCAUUAAUUUUUUAAAGAUAGCUUCAUAACUAAAAUCAGCACACAGAGUCUGGAAGUGUAGCCCAGUGGUAGAGUGCUGACCUAGCAUUCACAAAACUAAAUUCAGUCCCCAGCACCAU
This is a messenger RNA of Peromyscus leucopus (white-footed mouse), 5698 nucleotides long. RefSeq names its product mbt domain containing 1 (gene Mbtd1). Gene Ontology annotation, cellular component: nucleus. Lineage: Eukaryota; Metazoa; Chordata; Mammalia; Rodentia; Cricetidae. Gene Ontology annotation, molecular function: zinc ion binding. Gene Ontology annotation, biological process: regulation of DNA-templated transcription. The transcript is spliced from 16 exons. The record is from RefSeq and is a predicted model, not a curated record. The coding region runs from base 770 to 2851 and encodes 693 amino acids.